CUAUCUUCUAUAUCAUCUGUUAUCCUAAAACCAUGUAGCACACCAUUGAAGCCUUGUCUCAUACCUCUUUGUUUAAGAAGCUGCCAAUGGACGACGCAAGCUGCCUUUUUCUACCAUUUCAACGAAGAAAAAAAAGGCACCUGAUAAGGUUUAGACAAUCACCUUUUGGGGAAACCAAAAGCUGUCAUUUCGAAUUUUAAAAACCGUCGUCUGAAUUUUUUUUUGGCUGCCUUAUUUAAGAAAACGUUCUUGACCUUUCCAACUUUAGCUUCUUCCUUUCUUUUUUAUUCUAUCUAAUGUCUCAAACAAUUCGUAUUAAAGCUGUCGUUGACACUGUAUGUCCAUGGUGCUUUAUAGGAAAGCGUAGAAUGGAAACAGCCAUUAAACAAUUCUCUGCAACCCAUCCUAAUGUUACCUUUCAACUCCAAUGGUUUCCUUACCAAUUAGACCCCACUCGCACCGAAACAUCUAACAAACUCGAAACCUAUCAUAAAAAGUUUGGUAAAGAACGCUUUAACCAAAUGCUUCCCAAUGUUACCGCUGUUGCAGAAUCAGAAGGCAUUGCCUUGAAGUUUGGUGGUGUCAUCUCUAAUACCCUGGAUUCUCACCGUUUAAUUUGGUGGGCUAACCAAUUUGGCAAGCAAGACCAAGUAGUCGAGAAAUUAUUUGAAUUAUAUUUCGAGUUGAAUCAAGACUUGGGUGAUCAUCAAUCAUUAGCUAUUGCAGCUGAAAAAGCAGGUUUAGAUAAGCAAAAGACGCUUGAGUUUCUCAAGAGCAAUGAAGGAGCUUCUCAAGUAAAAGAGCUAGUAAGAAACAAUGUCUUUAAUCAAAUUGAUGGUGUUCCACAUUAUACAAUCAAUGACAAGUAUGGUAUCUCGGGUGCUCAAGAAGCUUCCACACUUGUUCGUGCUUUUGAACAGAUUCUUAAAGCUGAAUCACAACUUUUUUUUUCUGAGCGGGUAAACAAUUCAACAAUACACUAAUAACUAAACAGAGCUGCUUAUUAAUACAAUAUUAUUUAUGCAAAUAAACGUAUUUUUGUAUUACUCAGAACACAACAUCAUUUUCAGUAAUAAUUGCCUAAUUUUGAAACAGAAAUAAACCAUUGAAAUCAUUUUGUUAUUUACAAAGAAAAAACCAUGCCUAUAUAUAUAUAUAUAUAUAUAUAUAU
Molecule: messenger RNA, 1171 nt
Organism: Gilbertella persicaria
Lineage: Eukaryota; Fungi; Mucoromycota; Mucoromycetes; Mucorales; Choanephoraceae
Product: DSBA-like thioredoxin domain-containing protein
Exons: 4
Coding region: 297-983 (228 amino acids)
Molecular function (GO): oxidoreductase activity
Source: RefSeq, a predicted model, not a curated record